Heterobasidion irregulare TC 32-1 is the source of this 1143-nucleotide messenger RNA. RefSeq lists its product as uncharacterized. Gene Ontology annotation, molecular function: 3,4-dihydroxy-2-butanone-4-phosphate synthase activity. The record is from RefSeq and is a predicted model, not a curated record. Gene Ontology annotation, biological process: riboflavin biosynthetic process; aerobic respiration. Bases 137 to 886 code for a protein of 249 amino acids. Lineage: Eukaryota; Fungi; Basidiomycota; Agaricomycetes; Russulales; Bondarzewiaceae. The transcript has 4 exons. Gene Ontology annotation, cellular component: cytosol; mitochondrial intermembrane space.
ACUGGUCUCCCGAGCUGCAACAUUCCACCCUCUUGUGCGUUUGUAAGUUGCUUGGAAAGUAGUGUGGUAUAUAACGGCUUGAAAAACAACGGUCGGCUACAUACCUUGAUCAAACGCCGUCUUGUCGAUAUCAUCCAUGGCCUCCGCAGCGACGGCAUCCACCUCGGAACCCGCAGAGCUAGUGUCGGUAAAUCACUGGCAUCCCAAAUCGCGCGACGUUCCUCCAAGAACUGCUUUUGCAUUCGAUCCCAUCGAGGAUGCGCUCGAGGCGUUCGCGCGGGGCGAGUUUCUUGUCGUAAUGGACGACGAGUCGCGUGAAAACGAAGGCGAUCUCAUUGUGGCUGCGUCAGGGUGCUCGACGGAGCAGAUGGCAUGGAUGAUCAAACAUACGAGCGGUUACAUCUGCAUCGCUCUCCCAGGCGAGCGCCUAGAGGAACUCCAAAUACCAAUGAUGGUCCCCCAAAAUGAAGAGCGACACCGCACUGCCUACACCGUGACCGUCGACUACAAGCACGGCACCACCACCGGAAUCUCCGCACACGACCGCGCCCUCACCGCCCGCGCGCUCGCCUUGCCGUCCUCGACGCCCGCCGACUUCACCCGCCCCGGCCACCUCGUGCCUCUCCGCGCGCGCACCGGGGGCGUCCUCACGCGCCGCGGCCACACCGAGGCCAGCGUGGAUCUGUGUCGGCUCGCGGGGCUCGCGCCCGCCGGCCUCCUCUGCGAGAUCGUGAACGACGACGAGCAGGGCAGCAUGUCGCGCCGCGACGAGUGCCGCGCGUUUGCGGAUCGGUGGGGCGUCAAGAUGAUCAACGUCGGGAUGCUCGUGGACUGGCGGCGGAAACUGGGGCCCGCUCUACAGAACGGACAUGUGGAGGACACGUAGGCCCCGGACUCAUAGCCAGGGACAGAACGGCAAACAGCAAGAAAUAAUAUUUAGGAUGUCUUAUCAUGUUAUUUAUGUGUGCAUCAGCGACUGAAAACAUCUUUAUCUUAACUUUCUUUCAAGCAGUAUUGCAGGCUGGUGGGCAUCUGGCUUUUCAAGUAGAUAUACAUCUCUGAGAUUAAAUGCAUCAGAACUGCAGAAUAAAAGUCGACAGCCGGAGUUUACACAUAGAGCCAAUAGACGAUGCCUCAUUCGAG